UCUUAGUCUUGUGUUUGUCUUUCCAGAUCGCGCUGCAAACAGGAGAGGAAUUCCAGUCUGGACCAAGAGGAACCAGAACAUCUGCAGAUAGAGGAGCAGAAAAACCUUCCUGGACAGAAGAGGAGACCAUGGAGCUCCCGCAAAGUGAGCAUAAGGAGCAGGAGGCCGGAGAUCCAGAGGAGAACCCCUUCACCUGUGAGACAUGUGGAGAGAGCUUCUUAAAAAAAGAACGUUUAACGGUCCACAUGAGAACUCACACAGGUGGGAAGAUUCAUGGAUGUCAAACCUGUGGGAAAAACUUCAGUAAUGAAACCGCUCUAGAAAGACACCUCAGAGUUCACACAGGGGAGAAGCCCUUCUCCUGUGAGGUUUGUGGCAGAAGUUUUUCUCGAAAAGGUAAUUUGACUGAACACAUGAUAUCUCACACAGAGAAAAGGCCUUUUCCCUGCAAGAACUGUGGGAAAACCUUUAAAAGAAGAGAUUUUUUGGCUGUACACAUCAGAACUCACACAGGGGAGAGGCCUUUCGCCUGCGAGACCUGUCGGAAAAGAUUUAUAUCCAAGUCUCGUUUGAAUGAACACAGGAGAAUUCAUGCAGAGGGGGAGGGCUUUAAAUGUUCCAUCUGUAAUAAAACCUUCAGCUUUAAGUGUAAUUUGGUUUUACAUAUCAGAACCCACACAGGUGAGAGGCCUUACAAAUGUCUGUCCUGUGGAAAAGAUUUCAGCAAUAGAUCUGCUGUCCUGAGGCACGUCAGCAUCCACACAGGAGAGAAGCCGUUCCCCUGUACCAUUUGUGGCAAAAGUUUUACUCGAAAGGGUGUUUUGAGUAAGCAUAUGGCGACCCACUCGGAUGAACGGCCUUUUUCCUGUAACACCUGUGGAAAAGCAUUUAAGAGAAAAGCUUUUUUGACUGUACACCUGAGAACUCACACAGGCGAGAGGCCUUUUAAAUGUCCGUCCUGUGACCAGAGCUUUGGUUCUAAACCCAACCUGAUUCGGCACGUCAUGCUGCACACAAAGGAGAGGCGUGCGCUACCUGCGGCAACAGCUUCGUUCAAAACAUCCAGCUGAACGACCACAUGGGGAUUCACACAGCCCAAAGGCCUGUUUUCUGUGAGACGUGUGAGAAAACGUUUACGUCAAAACCUCUUUGGAAUGAAAACAUGGAAAAGCACAAAUCUGGGACAUUUUUUAAAUCUGUGGAAAAGCUUGAUGAAUAAAUCUGAUCUGGACAGAAACUCCAGAACUCACACGGGUGAGAAACCGUUCCCCUGUCAGGUUUGUGACAAAGGUUUUACUGAAAAACGUAACUUAUCGCAUCACAUGACGACUGAACGGUUUUCAGCCUGUGAGGUCUGUGGAAGAACGUUAACCACAUAAAAAAGUCACAUGAGUCAGAAACAGGUUUCAUGCAUGAUGUUUGGGACGAAUAUUAAAGAA
Messenger RNA from Cyprinodon tularosa, 1439 nucleotides. Its product is annotated as oocyte zinc finger protein XlCOF19-like. The coding region runs from base 129 to 1070 and encodes 313 amino acids. NCBI's taxonomy places the organism in Eukaryota, Metazoa, Chordata, Actinopteri, Cyprinodontiformes, Cyprinodontidae. The record is from RefSeq and is a predicted model, not a curated record. The transcript has a single exon.